Molecule: messenger RNA, 5108 nt
Organism: Cheilinus undulatus (humphead wrasse)
Lineage: Eukaryota; Metazoa; Chordata; Actinopteri; Labriformes; Labridae
Gene: nek1
Product: NIMA-related kinase 1
Exons: 36
Coding region: 93-4370 (1425 amino acids)
Biological process (GO): protein phosphorylation
Molecular function (GO): protein kinase activity; ATP binding
Source: RefSeq, a predicted model, not a curated record
GAGCGCGAGAGCAGUGGCAAGUAGCAGAGGCUCUGCGAGACAGCGCCGAAAAGACUAAUGAACCAGCAUGAGGAUCGAGUCUUUUCACUAACAUGGACAAGUACGAAAAGGUGAAGAAAAUAGGGGAAGGGUCAUUUGGAAAGGCAAUUCUUGUCAAAUCCAAAGAGGAUGGACACCAAUAUGUCAUCAAGGAGAUUGGCAUAUCUGGAAUGUCAUGCAAGGAGAGGCAGGAAUCUCGGAAAGAAGUUGCAGUCCUUGCCAACAUGAGUCAUCCCAACAUCGUCCAGUAUAAGGAGUCAUUUGAAGAGGGGGGUUGCCUAUAUAUUGUGAUGGACUACUGUGAGGGUGGUGACCUCUUCAAGAAGAUCAACUCUCAGAAAGGAAUGCUUUUCUCAGAAGAGCAAAUCCUGAAUUGGUUUGUGCAGAUUUGUCUGGCCUUGAAGCACGUCCAUGAUCGCAAAAUCCUUCACCGGGACAUCAAAUCACAGAACAUAUUUUUGACAAAAGAUGGGACUGUGCAGCUUGGAGACUUUGGCAUUGCUCGGGUGCUGAACAGCACAGUGGAGCUGGCGAGAACAUGUAUUGGAACGCCAUAUUACCUAUCUCCUGAGAUCUGUGAAAAUAAACCAUACAAUAACAAAAGUGAUAUUUGGGCCCUAGGGUGUGUCCUUUAUGAAAUGUGCACUCUUAAGCAUGCAUUUGAGGCUGGCAACAUGAAGAAUUUAGUCCUGAAGAUCAUCCGUGGCUCAUACCCUCCUGUGUCCGUCCAUUACUCUCAAGAGCUGCGCUCCCUCUUGGCACAGCUGUUUAAACGCAACCCUCGAGAGAGGCCCUCUGUCAGCAGCAUACUGGACAAACCUUUCCUCUCAUGUCGAAUAGAGAAGUUCCUCACGCCACAGAUCAUUGCUCAGGAAUUCCAUCAUACUUUUCUACACAAGCAGCCUAAAGUGGGUGCAGUGCAGGGGCCACCAGCCAAACGUUCUGCCCCUGGCUUCAUACCGCUCACCCCAGCCAUGAAGAUCACCAAACCAGCAAGCAAAUACGGAGUGCCUUUAACUGUGAAGAAGGUUCCAGAAGCAGCCAAAAAGCAAGCAGAUAGGAAACCAGCUGUGAAGCAUAAAGCGGCCCCUCUCCCAGCAGCCCCCCAGAGAAGAGUGAGUCAAGUGGAGGAGGAGAGGAAAAAACACGAGGAAGGUGUCAGAAAGAAGAGGAUGGAGCUGAUAGAGAAAGAGAGGAAACAGAGAGAGCAGAUGUUCCUGUUGAAAGCAGAGCAAAUGAAGAGAUUUGAAAAGGAGAAGAUCAAUCGUAUAAACCAGGCCAGAGAACAAGGCUGGAAACACGUCCUGAGUUCAAGUGGAGGCAGCAGUCCAGAGAGGAAGUGUUUUGUGGGUAUGGGAAAGAGGCCUGUCCCAAGCUCAGUUCAAACUCCUGCCCUGAGUAAAAGCCCAUAUGAACACUACCAUGCUGCUUUGGAACCGCAGUCUAAACCGCAGUCUAAGGUGGUCAGCAGGGAGGGAUCUUCAGCUGGACCAGGCAGUCCCAGUUGUGUACCACCUGCUGCUGGUCCCGUAGUGUCCAACGGCCCAUCUCGACCUCUAAACCCCGACAUAAUCAAGAGGGAACUACAGAGGCUACAGCAUAUUUCUAAACAAACCCACAUCAGCAGGCAGCGAUUGCAGAUGGCUCCUGAGCGGGCCUAUCAGGUCGAGGAGUUCUUGCAGCGAAAGAGGGAAGCCAUGCUUAACAAAGUUCGUGCUGAAGGACAACUGGGCACUCGGCAAAACCUGGCAGCUAUCUUUGGAAGUCGUGCCAGUUCGGUUCGCAGGAGGCCCAAAGCCAACAAAGAGGAGGAGGAGUACUUGUCGAGGUUAAGGCAGAUCCGUUUGCAGAACUUCAAUGAGCGUCAGCAAAUCAAAGCUCGACUCAGAGGAGAGAAGUACGACAGUGACGGCUCUGACAGCCAGGAGUCGAGCGAGGAGGCAGAGCUCAGGAGGAAGAAGAUAGAGGCUUUGAAAGCCCAAGCAAAUGCCAGAGCUGCUGUGCUGAAAGAACAACUAGAGAAGAAGAGGAGAGAAGCAUAUGAGAGGGAGAAGAGAGCCUGGGAGGACCAUCUUGCAGCUCGGGGGGUGAAGGUUGGCAUGGCAGCAGCAACAGAAACAGGAUCAUCUGCCUCAGAGAGUCCUCUCCUCAAGCUCGGUCCCUCUGAACCAGACACGCCUGCCAGAGCUUCAGCCCUGCUUGAGCCCAAACCCUCCACCCCGGCCAUAUCCAUGACAGCCGCCCUGAAGAAUGUCGGAGCGAUGUCUCCUCUGAAAGAAAACCUACCUGAGCAAGAGCAAGAACCUGCAUCUACCAUUCAGAGCGAGAAAAAGCAGAUCCUGCGCAGACUCAACCAGAACCUGAAAGCCCAGAGUCAAGUGGAUGAGGUAGAUGAGUCGCCUCAACCAACAGCAGAACCGAGUCCUGCUCCCCAACUGAACCAGUCCGACACAGAAGAACGGCCCUCCUCAAACGGAGACCGGAAGAAGUGGGACGCAGCGGAACUGCCCGUUCUUGCUGUGGCUGAACAAACCUUCGAAGAAACGUGUGUCACAAUGAGCACCAUCACAGCAUCUCCUGAUGAAAGACCGUCCUCUGCUGGAGACAGGAAGAAGUGGGAGGCAGGAGUUCCUCUCGUCCUCUCUGUAGCUCGACAAACUCUGGAGGAGACAUGCAUCCCAACCAUCGAGCAAACAGCGGGUGGGGUUAUACAGAUGGAUGUGCUACAAGAAGAAGCUGCUCGGAAGAUGUGGGGAGCGAGUCCAGACUCUCAGGUGCUGCGAGUGCUCCAGGAGGCGGAGCUUCAGCCUCUCACUCAGCAGCUGGAAAGUGCCACCAUCUCUGAGGAAGAGGUCUCCAGCCCUAAUAAGCCUGUCCAGAAAGCAGCAGCUGAUAUUGUAGAGAAGCAUAAAGAACCGUUGCCCUCUGCUACAGUCAGUGGUCUUCAGGCUCCAAAGCAAAGUACCAUCAUCACCCAGAGCUCAAAUCAGGAAAAGUCUGCAGACGGUUCAAUGGAGAGAGUGACACUGCCACCCAACAGUACUGAGCCUCAGGACCCAGCAGACUUGGAGUCUUUAGUUUUGGAAGAAACACCUAAACAGGCCUUACAUUUACCAGCUGGUGUUCAGCAGGCGUGGGAGAAAGAUGUCCAGCAGCCAAUGCCACCAGAGGGCGCCGUAAGACCAGCAGGCACUAAGGAUGUUGACAAGAGUGCUGAGAAACCAACAGACUCUUCCGCUCCUCUCUCAGGCUCAGCUCUGUGUGAGGAGCCCCUGUUUAUGAAGUUGUGUUCCCCGGCCCACCGACGCACUGCUGCCCUUGCAAUGCUCUCAGCUCAGUCCUCCAUGGAUGAAUCAUCCUCCUCUCUGGCCUCUCGCUCGCGCUCAGUGUCACCUCUGCGCUCCAAACACCACGACGCCCUUCUCAUCGGCCUCUCCACGGGCAUGUUCGACGCCAACAACCCCAAGAUGCUGCGCACCUGCUCCCUACCAGACCUCAGCCGUCUCUUCAGUUCUCAGCAGGACUCUGCAGUGGCGAGUGAUGCUAACGUUGCCCCCGAGAGUAACCUGGAGAUCGAGGACCUGGAGGAGGCAGCUAAAGAUGAUGAUCAGUCUGAGACUGAAGAUGCCUAUGAGGAUGAAGACCUAAGGGACAUCCGGGCCUCGAUGGAGAGACUGUUGCAAGAGGAAGGAGACCUGAUGAGUUCUGCAGAGGUCGGUGCUGGAGACUUUAACGGAAACCCUCCAGAGAGUGAAGAGCUGUUCAACAGGAUAGCAGCCGAGAUCAAUCAGGACAACAAUCAGAUGGCUGUGGAAGAUGACGACGACGACGACGACGAUGAUGAUGAUGAUGAUGAUGAUGAUGAUGAAGAAGAAGAAGAAGAAGAAGAGGAAGAUGAGGAGGACGAAGGUGAGGAGGAGGAAGAAGACGAGGAUGAGGAAUGCUCCAAUGGGAGUCCAGGAGAUGAAGAGGCACGUGAUCUGCUUUCCAACGGGAUGGCAGAGGAGAACCAAAGCCAGCACAGUCAGCUCAAUGAGGAGUGGCAUUCAGAUGGCAGUGGAGAGGACCAAGGCAUGGAGGCUGCACAUCAUGACAGCAUCUUCAGCCGUCUGGAAGAGCUUCGCUUCAACCUGGAGCAGCAGAUGGGCUUUGAGAAGUUCAUUGAAGCCUACAAUAAGAUCAAGGCCAUACAUGAAGAUGAAGAUGAGAACAUCGACCUGGGCUCCAGUUUGGUCUUCAGCAUUUUGGGAACCGAGCAUCAGCAUCUUUAUCCCAACAUCCUUCAUCUGGUGAUGGCAGAUGGAGCUUACCAAGAAGAUAAUGAUGAAUAAUGUUUCCUGUGAUGUAUUGUGGCUGCUGGCAGCUUGGACAAUCUGCUGGCUCUCUGAUGUCUUCCCAUGACGCACAUCAUUGGCAGAAGGAUCUAUGCAUGAAGAGUGGCAGUCUCGCAUCUACCAGUGUUUCAGGCACACUUGCAUGAUGAAUAAGUAGUUCACUCAAGGCUGCAUUUCUAACUUUUGACCAUCAUACAUGCCGCUCCUUUUCUCACCAGUGUUCAUUCUGAAGUGCAUUAUCAUACUCGUGUUCUUAUAACCAAAGUUUACUCCAGUCUUCUGUCAAAGUUUGUGUGUAACUGAAUGAAACACGUGUUCAUGUUGAUAGCAUAGAGCUGGUUGUGUAUUAGUUUGUUGCUGGUUAGGUGAAGGUGGACAUUUUAUUUUGGCGGGUAAAGAUCUGGUCCUCUCAGGUGCUCUCUUUCUAAUCAUAACAUACCUGCCCGUAUAGCUUUAAAACCAGGUCACACUCCAAACAAACACACCAUGAUUUAUUCAGAACCAGUUUAACCUCCUUUUCUUACAACUCUUUACACCUAACACAAGGUGGAGUAGAAUAAUUUUACACAUUUCUUACCGUUCCCAGAUUUACAAGAAUCUGUGAGAAAGCACUUUGUUGCCAGGGUACUGUAGCAUGACUGUGAUUAGCAUAAGAGCGAUGAAGAUGUAAGCAAUGACUCAGAUGUUAACAAUGAUUCAUAUUUGAUUGUAAAUUAAAUAUUGUAAAUCUUUAUA